This is a messenger RNA of Sesamum indicum (sesame), 2696 nucleotides long. RefSeq names its product isopimaradiene synthase. Gene Ontology annotation, cellular component: chloroplast. Gene Ontology annotation, biological process: gibberellin biosynthetic process. NCBI's taxonomy places the organism in Eukaryota, Viridiplantae, Streptophyta, Magnoliopsida, Lamiales, Pedaliaceae. The record is from RefSeq and is a predicted model, not a curated record. Gene Ontology annotation, molecular function: terpene synthase activity; magnesium ion binding.
GCCUGGACUGAAGAAUUCCUUACUACCAGUACCAUUUUAUGAGCGUUCUACCAUAAUCUGCUAUUCAUAUUCAUAUCGCCUAUUCUCUCCGCCAACCCAUCGGUUUCUUGUGUACGGGAAUGUUACUCUCUUACAAAAUCGAACCCAUCAUCUCCAUCCCAGACAACAACCUUAUCUGGAGUCGCAAACAUUCGUCAGGCAGAUCAUUGCCAGCCAAUAAUAGACCAAUCCUCGGUCAACUCAAGAGCAGCCUCACCAGUUCUUCAACUGAAAGCAACCCUAGCCUCAUCACCAAUGCAGGUCAAGUUUCCAUUGAGAAGAUACGAAAGAGGCUGUUCAAUGGGAAGAGGAUAUCGCCAUCUGCAUACGACACCGCGUGGGUGGCGAUGGUGCCGGACACCGGAGGCAGCAGGCCCUGUUUUCCGCAGUGCUUGGAUUGGAUAAUCGAAAAUCAGAAGGCGGACGGGUCAUGGGGCCUGCAGUAUCCGGGACCGGGCCAUCCCUCGCUGGUCAAAGACUCUCUUGCUUGCACCCUGGCAUGCUUGCUUGCCCUCUGCAAAUGGGAUGUCGCCCACCAACUUGUCCAGAAGGGUUUGGACUUCAUCGGAUCGAAUUGUUGGGCUCUUUGUAAUGACAAGGAUCAAUAUUGUCCAAUCGGAUUUGAAAUCGUUUUUCCCCAAAUGAUCAGUUGUGGGUAUGACCUGGGUUUGACUCUCCCUUUGGACUCGAAUUUAGUGGAUUCCAUGCUUCGCCAACGACAUUCAAUUAUCAUGAGAAAUGGGAAGCUGGGAUAUGUUGCUGAGGGACUUGGAGAGUCUGGUAAUUGGAAGAAGCUAUUGAUGGCUGAGCAAAGAAGCAAUGGGUCGCUCUUCAAUUCACCAGCCACUACUGCUGCUGCUUUGAUUCACUGUCCAGACCAAAAAUGCUUGGAAUACUUGCACUCCCUUCUCAAAAUUUACAACACAUGGGUACCUACUAUUUAUCCUAUGGACAUAUACACUCGACUCUGCAUUGUGGAUACCACGGAAAGGUUGGGAAUAGAUCGGUAUUUUCAAUACGAACUCGACAGCAUUCUAAAUGAAACGCACAGGUUAUGGCAGCAAAGAGAAGACGAGAUUUUUGAGGAUAUUAGGUGUCGAGCCAUGGCAUUUCGACUCCUGCGAAUGAAAGGAUAUAAUGUCUUGUCAGAUGAAUUGGCAGCGUUUGUCGAUGAAGAGCAUUUCUUCAGCUCGGUGAGUGCGCAAUUCACUGGUGUGACUACAAUUCUUGAGCUUUACAAAGCUUCACAGCUCCGAAUGCACGAAGAUGAAGCUGUACUUGAGAAAAUACAUUCUUGGACCGGCAUGUUUCUGAAGCAACAGUUGCUAAAUCAAACUAUUCUGGAUAAGCGAUUGCAGAAACAGGUGGAAGGCGACCUGAAGGACUUUCGAGGAACAUCAAAUAUAAUUGAAAGAAAACUAUGGAUUGAGCUAUAUGAUGUCAACCAUUUUCAAAUCCUAAAAACAGCAUACAGGUGCCCCACCAUUUAUAAUGAAGACAUUCUUGAAUUUUCAAGGAAAGAUUUUAGUAUUUGCCAAGCUCAGUACCAGAAAGAACUUCAACUACUCGAGAGAUGGUACAGCGACUGUAAGAUGGAUGGCAUGACGUUCGGAAGGAAUAUACUACACGUUUCGUAUUUUGUGAGUGCUUUAAUCGUCAGCGAUCCUCAACUAUCCGAUGCCCGUAUUUGCUAUACAAAAUCCCAAGUUCUUUUUACUCGGAUCGAUGAUUAUAUGGAUCACUAUUCUUCCAUGGAUGAAGCUCGCGACUUUGUUGAGUUAAUAAGGAAUUGGAGAAAGCAACCGUCCGCAACUCACUGCUCUCACGACAUUGAAAUUCUGUUUGCGGAAGUAUACAACACAGUAAAUGAAUGGGCAGAAAUUGCUUCAGCACAGCAAGGUCGCUGCGUCAAAAGUCUCCUAAUCGAGCAGUGGCUUGAAUUGGUAACAUGUAUGAUGAAAGAAAAGGAAGCCUCAAGUGACAAUAAAGUACCGACCGUGGACGAAUACUUGUCCUUCUCCUGGCCGACUGUUGGAGGCAAAAUGUGCAGUUUUAUGGUAGUCCAUUUCCUUGGAACAAAAUUCUCCCAGGAGAUGCUAACAAGUGCCGAGUGCGUUAAUUUGUGCAAGCAUGUUUCUAUGGUAGCACGAAUUCAGAACGACAUACGUAGUUUCAAGAGAGAAGAAGAAGAAGGGAAGAUAAACAGUGUGAGACUGCAAGCAGCGGAGUGUGGUGGAGCCAAUCCAGUAGAAGAGGCUAUUGCAAAACUAAGACAAAGGAUUGAAUAUCACAGGAGAAAAGUGGUGCAGUUGAUUGUUGAGACAAAAGACAACCUGGUUCCUAAAGAGUACAAGAAUUUGAUUUGGAGGACUGGGGAAGCUGGCUAUUACAUGUACUCCGAACUCGACGGCUAUACCUCCCAGCAGAAUGUCAUCAACGAUAUGAAAGCAUUUAUUUAUGACCCGUUGAAUCUUCCUUAACUAUGUUUGUUGUGUGUCUUAUCCCAACUUUGUAUACUUAUCAAGAACUCCAAUGCAAGAACACUUCGGUCAUUUAAAAAAACUAUUCUACUAUGCAAUUUGCAUAUGCAAAGUGAACUAUAUAAUGUAUUAUCAGUUUGUAAAAAAAACAAAUUGAAUUAUUUGAAUUAUGGGAAA